AUGAACGAACAUCCUCUCGAGCAUCAGAUCCCAGCGCUCGUCGACAUUUGCAAGAUGACGAAUGUUGUGCAGCGCAAUGUCGACACCAUUCCGCUCGUCGAUGGCGGCGGCGACGACGACUGUUCGUCAUCCUCGUCGUCUGUAGCCAUCGCCACGCCUCUUCUUGCUGGUGCUCUAGAUCUUAUGCUUCAAGUCGACAACGAACCGACGCUCUCGUCUGUGCCGAUGGUCAGGUCGGGUGGCAUGCUCGACAAUGCGCAUACACCAGCUCCUUUACCAAUCCCAGCGGUAGAUACACUCAAGGAGACGACGAUUGCAUCUCCACCCCUUUCCGCCACCGAUCCUCUCCCAGUUCCGGACGGCCCUACGCCGCCGACAGUUUUCACCGACACUGCAGACAGCGCCCAGAUGGAUAAGGACGAAGAAGAAGCGGAGAAUGAGCAACUACGUAUCGACCUCGAGCAUGCGCUGGCCAUGGAUGCGCUCUCUGAGGCCAAUGCCGCCUUUCGCUCCUCUUCCCCUUUUCCACAGUACGCGGUGAACACCGAGUUCCCUUUACCUAUCCUUUCUAAGUUUGGCGUUCGCGACCGCAUCCAAGGCGGAACCUUGCCUCUGGGUGACCUCGGAUGCCACGGCCACGCCCUCGUCGGAUCGUACAUGAAGUCGAUUGCGGUCCGGCCCCUUCCACCACUCGUUCGAACGCUCCUCAAUCCAGAGUACCGAAACCUUUACCAACCGGCGCUCCCUGGUGGAUCUAGUAUGAGCUCGUACGAGUAUGACGGUUCUGACAUGGACAAUUUUUCCGAAUACGACGUAAAUUAUCUCGACAUGGACCCCUCUAACAAGAUUCCUAUCGUCAAGUUGCACGCCUGCGUGUCUGCCGUCCUCAGGGGCCGUAUUGUCCUUCCUCUCGUGAUGGAGGACUAUUGCCUGUUGUUUGGACAGUGGCUGGAGACCGACUCGAUGCUCGUGGACGACCUGGACACGCUCUUUGGAGUUUGCAUCUAA
Serendipita indica DSM 11827 is the source of this 1008-nucleotide messenger RNA. The record is from the annotation of a GenBank genome assembly. NCBI's taxonomy places the organism in Eukaryota, Fungi, Basidiomycota, Agaricomycetes, Sebacinales, Serendipitaceae.